GCGAACGGAAGGCUCCCCUGCAGCGAUUCAUCAGACCUCAGCUGAUCGGGAAGCUUGGAGGAAAAGGAGGGAGAAGAGGAAGAGGAGUCUGUGAGGAGUAAGAAGAGUUCCUGGCAGGAAACGGUUAAAUGUUGCGUCUUGCGGCUCCGCUCUGUAUUCCCGUCAUGAGCGGCGAGCGUCGGAAGCAUCGAGUGACGUCAGUCGGCAUCGCAGGCGGAGCGGACACUGAGGGGGAAAUAUAGGACAUCGAGGAAGAGGAGGAGGAAGAGGACUGCAGUAAUCCAGAGAGAAGCAGAAAGAAGCAGCUCUUCAUCAGUUUUCUUGAGGCCCCUGCAGGAUGAAGGAGGUACUGCGUCUCUCUCUGUCCAGAGCUUGACCUGACCUCCGACCUCCCCUCCAACACUCUGCAGCGUCAGAAGCAGCUCCUCCUGCAUCGGUCGCAUCAUGGACGGCUUCCGGCUGCCGCCCGUCAUUGAGGAGGUGCUGGACCCAUCUGAUGAGCUGUGUGAGCUGAGGGAGGACAAACCCAGCAGGCUGGCCCUGACGGCCAAGGAGAGGGAGUCCAUGGAGGAGAAGGAGGAGCCUGAGGGAGACGGAGAGAAGGGCCAGCAGGAGGAAGAGAUGGAAGUGAAGGAGAGGGAGUCUGAAGAUGACGAUCAGGGAGAGGAGGAGGAGCUGGAGGAGCUUAGAGCUCAGGUGCUGCAACUUCUCCUGGAGCUGGAUGAGACUCGAGAGGUUUCUCAGCGACAUGAGGAGAGCUUCAUGGAGAUGCAAGGUCUGCUAGAUGAGGAGCGGCUGGCGAGCGCCCAUCAGGCGGAGAGCUUCACCCGGCAGAUCCAGAGGCUGCAAGCUCAGCUUCGGUCGGCGCAGGAGGAGAUGAGCAGCCUGGAGGAGGAGAAGGAGAGCGAGCUGGUGGAGGUCCAGCAGGAGCUGCGCUCUGCUCAGGAGGAGGUGUUGGUGCUGCAGCAGGCGGCCGAGGAGGCAGCGGCAGAGAGGGAGAACGACAUCGCCUCCCUGCAGGAGGAGCUCUGCCGCCUGCGGGUGGAGCUGCAGCGCCUGCACGCCACGGCAGACGAGUACGAGCUGGAGGUCACCUCGCUGAGAGCCGAGCUGAGCAUGAAGAGCCACCGCACGGCCCGGUCAGGUGAUGUGACUCAGCUGCAGGAAGAGUUAAUUUCUCUGACCAAUGAGCGUCAGACUCUGAGCAGCAACAGCACAGAGUUGAUCAACAAGUUGGAACAACUGCAGCAGCAACGAGACAUGUGCGGUGACUCGUACCUGGAAGUCAGAGCUGAGGGCCAAACUGAGGAUGACGAUCAGCUAAAGGCAGAUUCCUACAUCACUCUGUCCCAGUCCAGAUCCGAACUGCAGAGUCUGGACUCGUCAGCAGUCCAGGAUGAAAUCAGGACCCUGAAGGUCCAGCUGAGAAUGGCAGAGGAGUUGGCUCUCAAGGUCCAGCUGGAGUGUGAAGGUCUGAAGAAGGAGCUGGAGGAGCUGCAGCAGCUGCAUGAAGGCAGCCAGCGGGAGCGAGCAGCUCUCCAGCUGCAGCUGCAGAGCUGCAAGGCGGAGCUGCAGGAGCUGCUGGGACGAAAGUUGCAGAAAAGCGACUCUGAAGGCUGGAACAUGGCAGUGGCGGCGGUCGCUGUGGUGGCCAUUUUGGUUCUGGUUGUCCCCAGUUUUACCAGGGCCUGAGGUCUAACAGGAAGUGACCUCACGGCAUGCUGUGGGAACCCGUUGGCUGGCUCUCAUCCAUCCAUGAUGUCUCCAUGAUGCAACACUGCACAGACGUCAGAGUGGAGGAAAGACUGGUUGUUGUUCCUGGAGGUCAGCAGGUCACUCAGCUCUGGGCUUUGCAGAUCCACCUCUAUGAUCCACUUUUAUUCCACAGCUAGCAUUAGAGCAACGUGUUAGACGUGUGAACUGACUGAGAACUCCUGCAGAAAAAUAUCAUGAUGUUAGAACGGUGGGAUGCCUUUGAAAAUGUAAUUAAUUAGAGGCUUUUUAAAUUGGUCCUGAUUUUAUCAAAACUAAAUCUCACACAAGAAGCAAAGUUUCAAAGUUUAUCAGUUAACAUGAAGCUUGUCUGAUGACCGACUCAAACAAUAGAUAUGAGCCACUUUCACCUUGACUGAGUACAAACUGGAAAGUUGAGGUAAAUGUCAGCUGAGUGGAGAACGUUCCCGUCCUCAAACACACAUCAGAACUUCAGCCAAACUGUUCCUUUUUUCCAGAUUGAGGAAUCUGGAUCAUAAAUCUGGAUUUUUAGGUUUGCAUAUAAUUUUAAACAAUGGUUUAAUAAUAAUAACUUGAACUAUAUUGACAUGUAGAUUUUUCACAGAAAACUUGCUAAAGUUGGUUGUUUAAAUGUCAAGUUUCAGGUCAAACUUUUCCUCUUUCUGCAGAUUGAAUUCCUCCAGAAAGCAUCAAACCCAGAUGUUGUAAAAUGUUCUCCUCUCCCUCCAGUUAGUUCAACCCAAAGAAGAGCAACCCGUCCACACGUUGGCAACUUUCUGGAAACUCUCAUGUUUCAAUCUUCUGCAAAUUGCAAAUCAAGCCAACAGUUCUCUGUAGCAUCCACCAGGGGGCGGUGCAACUUCCUCUGCAGAAGAGAAGAAUCUUCUGUUUGGUUCUGUUUGGUUCUGAUGGGAAGUGUUUAGGCGCUGAAUCCAUUGGUGAUGUGAGGGAAGGUCUUUCCACUGAGCAUCAGAGCCGAUAAAUGAAUGAUUCAUUACUGACAUUCCAGACACAUCACUUGUAUUUAGGUCUUUAUUAUCUCUUCCUGAACUAAAGUAACAUUUUGCACAUACUGAGAAGCUCAGACAACUAGAAACUGUAACGAGGAGAACUUUAACGUUUUCUUCAUCCUUUGACUCUGCUUCAGUCUGCUUGAUGCUUCUUGUGUUUUUAUCUAAUGACUGAUGUUAUUGACCAGCAAGAAAAGAUCUGAUGCAGUCAGCUUUAUUUUCUCUAAUAAUUCCUUUGUAAAGUGACAAAACUUACAUUUCUGUUUGUAGUCGUGCAGCAGCCAAUGUAGCAGUGAAACGUGGAGCUUAUUUAACUGAUUACACUGUGGUAAUACCAAAGUGGCUUUAAAUGUUCUGAUAUUUUAGCACAGAUUUGUGUAAGAGACUGUUCACGGGAUUCAGUUCAAUAAAGCUUUAUAUUUUGA
Messenger RNA from Poecilia latipinna (sailfin molly), 3169 nucleotides. RefSeq names its product coiled-coil domain-containing protein 136. Gene Ontology annotation, cellular component: acrosomal membrane. The coding region runs from base 445 to 1692 and encodes 415 amino acids. The record is from RefSeq and is a predicted model, not a curated record. The transcript has 9 exons. NCBI's taxonomy places the organism in Eukaryota, Metazoa, Chordata, Actinopteri, Cyprinodontiformes, Poeciliidae. Gene Ontology annotation, biological process: single fertilization; acrosome assembly.